UUAUGGGAAACAAAGCAAAAAAGGACAACGCUGUGGUUUGAUCGUCGACGAAUAAAUUCAUUUUCAGAACAGUUUGCGGUGGUACGUGCAUACCUGGACAAAUACGAGAGGUUAAGAGGAGAGAGGGGAGAGUAGGGGCUUCUGCAGAUGAAACAAAUAACAGACAGACCCCACCGCCCCCCAACUCCCCACUCCUCACACUUGUUAACCCGGUUCAUGUCGGUUUUUCAAUAGUAUUUUGUGCGCACGAAAUGACGUCAACAACCCUAUAUUACCAAGUCCAGCAAAACCCGUUCAGCUCAGGAAGGAGGCGCCGUGUGCGGAAGCUAGACAGCAUCUUCACAGCUACAAGACGAAGGAUGCUGGGACGCAGGGGACGGUGACACACCAUACCGGUAACGACUAAUUAUGUGCGGUGCGUGUAGUCUCACGGUCUGUCGGGAAACCAGCAGCACACAGAGGGAUUUCGGCAUCCGCGGAUAAUCGGCCAGGAGCAGGAUGGGCUGCGGAGGCAGCAAGGCUGAUGCCAUUGAGCCCAGGUACUACGAGAGCUGGACGAGGGAGACAGAAUCGACAUGGCUCACCAACACCGACACCGAGACCCCCCUGCCCGGGGUUAUCAGCAAUAAUCACGGCGCCCCAGAAAGUGCUGUUCCCAGCAUGAAGGAUAGUGCCACGAUGUAUGCGGGCAAGGGAGACGAGGGAAGGCCAGCUCAGGGCUAUGUGUCGGUGUCGUCGAGCUCUGCACACAAAGAGAAGAAGACUGUCAACACAAGCACACAGUGUGGGAAACAGCCCUUGUACCCGACACCUGGCACAGACUCACAGAGGAGGGCUGCUUUUCAUCGAGAGGAGAUCAAAUGGGAGUCCAAAAAGAGGUCAUCCAAGGACGUGGCCGUUAAUGUCGCCAGAGGUAUUCAGCGCACCAGCAAAGGAGAAGUUCCGAAGAGCUGUGUGAAGUAAGAGAAGGGAGGGAGCGAUGACAGCUGAAGAGCAGGCUCACUUCGGAAGCACAGCCCUGCAGGAGAGAAACGGCCCUGCUGGGAAAGUGGUAGAGGUGUUGACAGCCUCGCAUUCAGAGUGGACUCAGAACAGGCACUUUCAGCAUAGAGAUACAGAUAUGGUUCGCGUAUUUCAGAGGGGCCACUGCAAGACCCUUUUCAGUCCCUUUAUGACAGCCAAGCACAAGCUGAACACCGGGGACAGGGGCAGGGACAGCAACAGCAACAAUCAAGUGAUGAUAACUUUAAAUGAUGACUCAGCUGUUUGCAAGCACAGCGCCUGUUUCUCUGGAGUACAAUGUCUUUCCCUGAAGCUGAAGUUACUUUAUAGGGACACACAAAACCUUAUUUUGGAAUGCAAACAUAGCUUCUGAAUUAAAAAAAGAGAAAUAGCAGCACUCCCCCCCAUCAAUAUUUUUAGGGGAUUAUAAAAAAGAGUAUUUAUGUUUCUUGUUUGUCUGCGUGAGUGGUUUUAACUCUCCUCUUUGUCUCCAGAGUAAAAAAGAAUGAUGAGAAAUUAAAGUGAAAGCGCUUGUUGCACAUGUAUUAUGAGGGGGAUGUUGUUUUCUGCCUCAUGUACAGUAUUUGAAACGGGAUCAUUCUGCUGUGGUAAUCCUUACAGACCCCCUCCGAGCGUGCUGGGACAAUGUAGACACGUUGCACAAGACCAUGCAUGCCAGCUGUAGACAAUGGCUGCCAGGAAGCUCCUGCCUGAUCAACAUGCCAAAUGCUUUACUUGUCACGUGUUACAAACACUGCCUUUGAGUACAUGAUCCAUCAUCUGACAAAACGACAACAUCUGUGUGGUUUGUGACUGUACGACGAACUUAAUUUGAUCAAUUCAGCAACACUGCUGCUUAAUUUGUGUUAACAAAACUCACUCCUUUGUGUUAAGUUUUGGUUUCAAACUGAAAUUUCAGUCUCACAGCAUCACAUCUUGGACUUUUUUAUUAGCUUCACAAAGAUGUAUGCAGUGCAAUGGACAUCAUCACAGCUAUCCGUGUUAAUAAAGAUUGGUGGUUGUGCAUUGCACUAAUAGCACUAACAAGUCAGUGUAAAUGAACACUGCUGUAUAUAGUCAUUUUGCCAGUUUUACACAGCUAAUUGAUUUCAAAUAUGUCUUAAACCCACCUAAUUACUGUUUUGGCACCCUCAUUGUAGCUCCCUUUUUUGUUUUGAAAACAGUUCAGUUAUUUUAAAAUGUCUUAUAAAUAAAGUAAAUUCAUCCUUAUAUCUGAUAAUCCCAUUCUAAUUUAUUUGGUCUAAUUUCUGGCUGAAAUAUUUUUUUACUCAGUCUCAGUAAACCACCCCCCCCCACAAGGACAAAGACAUAUUGGUAAGUUAACUGGCUUCUGGGAGAACUGGCUCUGGGGUGUGUGUGCGUGUACCCUGCCUUGGGCCUGUGGCUGGCCAACAUGCACUCUAGCUCCUCUGCUACCCUGAAUUAGAUGAAAUGGAUAAGCAAAAAUUUUUUUUCUAAUAAAUAUAUGUUCAAAGCUCCCAAAAGGAUCAAUCUGCCUUUAAACCAGAAAGGAAGGUUUUCUAGGUAGGUUUUUGAGGAUGAUGCAUCAUUAAGGUAGUUCUGGGGACGGAAUGAUACGGCUUCAGAUUCCUUCAAGAUUUCUGUCUGCUGCCAGGAAGUGAGUCUGCUGCCACUAAUGUUCGACCGACUUCUUGGUAUCAGACAUUUUAUAUUUACAAGACGACUGAGAUAGUGAUGGACUGGUUCA
Molecule: messenger RNA, 2731 nt
Organism: Lepisosteus oculatus (spotted gar)
Lineage: Eukaryota; Metazoa; Chordata; Actinopteri; Semionotiformes; Lepisosteidae
Product: BAALC binder of MAP3K1 and KLF4
Cellular component (GO): cytoplasm
Source: RefSeq, a predicted model, not a curated record